Folsomia candida is the source of this 2452-nucleotide messenger RNA. RefSeq lists its product as uncharacterized. Lineage: Eukaryota; Metazoa; Arthropoda; Collembola; Entomobryomorpha; Isotomidae. The record is from RefSeq and is a predicted model, not a curated record. Bases 1112 to 2341 code for a protein of 409 amino acids. Gene Ontology annotation, molecular function: carbohydrate binding; chitin binding. The transcript has 10 exons. Gene Ontology annotation, biological process: biological process involved in interspecies interaction between organisms. Gene Ontology annotation, cellular component: external side of plasma membrane; extracellular region.
UCGCCAAUUGUCCAUAGUUUGGGAAACUACAGAAACAUUGCGUGUGUUUCGGAAUGGCUUGCUCAAGUUGAACGAGUUACAAUUUACUCCUUUUCGGAAUUAUAACCUCCUUAAAUUGACGCCAAAGUAUUACAUGACGUGAAAGCAGUUUGCCAGGCUGGGAUGACAUACAUAUACAAAAAUAACAAUCAAUUCGGGGGACCAAGCCUUAAAUUUGGAGGUGCCAUAGCCGCCCAAACCAUGCCCCGAAAAAUGCGAGAACUGAUGAUCGAAAGCAACGUUGAUGUGGACACGGCAAUUGAAAAUUGUACAACCGACAGUAAAUUUAUAAGAAACGGAGCAUUUGUAGCGUCCAGACAAAAUGAAAUGGAAGAUAAGAUUGAAUGUUUGUAAUGCGAUAUAAACGAAAUGUGGGACAUCGGCAAUUUUAUCAUAACAGGACUGACGCGUGCUGUCCAUUAGCUUAUCUUUAUUGACGUCAUUUGCUCCACGUCAAGGUAGAAAGUGUUCACAUUUUUAUGAAUAAAUACUGCGCAUUUAGUAGAUAAUUGUCCAGUCAUAUUCCAUUUGUUGAAGAGACUUUGAUAAUUGGGGGUGCUAAUAUGUCACUGUCUCCAUGAAAAGGGACCUUAUUCACCAAAUAUCUACUUUAGCGACUUUAAUUUUUUAGUGAAGUUCUUGCCUCAGGCUUUAAUUUGCCAUUUAUUUCAGCUCAAUCUUCCAACUACAAAGAAAGUUAUUUAAGUUCAAAGUGCUGCAUCGACAAUAUGGCAAAACGACCUUUUGGCGAAAAUUUGCAUACUGAUUAAAUUUAGAACAAUUUUUUAAAAUUUUAUAUUGUAGUUUAUAUGGCGCUAAUAUUAGAUUUGCAUAGGCCAAUACAAGCCUGAAUGACGUUAAGUUUUAAAUUUGAGGUUUAUCGCCCGAGGUUAAGCGUUUAGGUCACGUUAAGGUCCUGAAAAAGGUCAAGGCGAAAUUGUUUUAUUUUUAUUAGCUUUUUGACGAAAUGGGUUUCGCUGAAAGUGUUCUGUUUUGGUAUUUUGCCGCUUGUACAAAAGGAGAAAAGUAUGACUAAGGUCCCUUUUCAUGGAGACAGCCACAUAUCUGUAAGAUGAACAGUUUCAAGUUUAUGAUUUGUGUGACUUUGGUCCAACUAAUUUCCGGUAGUGAGACGGAUGUUGGUGGUGGAGUCGCAGAUAAUCGUCAAAAUGGAUACGAAAUUUUUGUUGGGAAGGGAUCUACUUCAUUAUAUUUUAUAUUGCAAACACGGGGUGACUGGAUGUAUGCCCUUAAUUACUGUCAUACUCACAACUUUGCGCCUGGUCGAAUCUCGACCGAGCGGGAUUUCGAAAUAGUCUCCAACUUCAUAAAGUCAAACGGACUACCGGAAGCAAAUCAAUCAAUCUGGCUACCCGCUACGGAUCACGGAAAUGAGGGAACGUUUCGCUGGCUAGAUCGCUUCGAUGAGGUAACCGUGGGCAACUGGAGUGGUGGAGCGCCAUCUGGAGAUAGAAGUUUGAACUGCUUGAAGAUCAAUAGCGAUGGGCUGUACCAAGAUGAUUCAUGUGAACGGGGUCGAAGGGCACAUUAUGCGUUAUGUGCCAUAGAAAAUAUGCAUUACAACGACCAAGAUAACAAUUAUGUGCAGACAGCACCCAAAAAAUUAACUGACCUUAGCGAAGAUGAGAUUCGAGGUUUGCGUCCGAUAGGUGACGUUGCAAAUAAAUUGUACUAUGUGGAUGACACGGAAAUAAUGGAGAAAUCGUGGCUUGACGGGGUAGAUUUUUGCCACGAAAAUGGAAUGAGAAUCGCCUCGCCAGAAACCGUUGAGGAGAUAAAUUUCUUAGAAAACUUUGCAAAUGAGGAGGCGAAUGCGGGAAGGGAUGCACUUUUUCAUAUUGGUGCAACAGACAUGAUGUCGAUGUCUUGUUCACGGGGAAAUACCAAGUUUCGCUUGUUCGGAUCUGGUAAAGAUGUAAUUAGCGGGACCGGUUUGGACGGGUUUGGAGGUGGUUGGUGGUAUCGGUGUGCUUUCAUGACAACGACGGAAUUUCGGGCAUCCGAUUGCAUUAGUGGGGCGCAGUUUAGAAUAAUUUGUGAAGUUGAAGACACUUCAGUUCCAUCUACUACAACCGUCUCGCCAGGACCAAUUUGUGAACCUGGCCAAUAUUUCGCGCCACAUCAAGAUUGUAGGUUUUACUACGUUUGCAAUGAAGAAACUCCUACCUUGGCCCAAUGUCCGAAUGGUCUUUACUGGAAUCAGAAUUUGACCACGUGUGAUUUUCCUGGCAAUGUGGGAGAAUGUGUGGGAGGAACACGGUCACCACUCGAUGACAGUUAAGCUCAAACGAACAAGGGAAUGGCUAAAAAUCUGUUUGUUUCCUAAAUUUAUUUAAAUAAUUCACACGAGUACAAGAAAUAAAUUGCGAGAUCGAUUUUGAAAUAUCCGUGA